CGCGAACCCACAUGCGCACACMCGAGAGCACACGCGACAGUCCACACAUACACGCCACACGUUAGACGCCACAGCCACAGAAGCUGCAAUCUUGUAAACGCCGCUGCCGGUCGACAAUAUUGUUGUGGUUGAUUAUUUGCCACGAAACCUAUCAGCCACCACAAACGUAGUGUAACUCUUCCAUCGCCGAUUAUAAGGCCGUAUUAAAACUGUAAUGGUUUUCAAACAAAAUAUACAACCAUUGUCCGAGAUAUGCAUAACUCAACGUAUGCUUGUUUGUCAAGAUCAAACAAUACAAAUCAACCGUCAUCCGAUCAAGAAGGCAUAGAUCGUCAAAACAGUUUAAUGUUUACCAAACUUCCGUUACCAAAAUUAGAAAAUGAUUUACAAAACUAUAAUUUGAGGUUGGACAACAGGCCAAACUCUGAACAAAACAAAGAUGGUACGGCAGAUCAAACUAUAAGAAGGUAUAGAACAGCAUUCACAAGAGAACAGUUGCUUCGAUUAGAAAAAGAAUUUUAUAAAGAAAAUUACGUGUCCAGGCCGAGAAGAUGCGAGCUUGCCACCGAAUUAAAUCUUCCCGAAUCGACAAUAAAGGUGUGGUUUCAAAACCGGCGGAUGAAGGACAAACGGCAAAGAAUCGCYAUGGCGUGGCCGUAUGCCGUAUACACAGACCCGACGUUUGCGGCCACGGUGCUGCAGGCGGCUGCGGCCAGCGCACAUGCCAACGGCACGCUGCCCGACAUAGCAGCCAUUGCCAAUGCCUACCA
Messenger RNA from Diuraphis noxia (Russian wheat aphid), 770 nucleotides. It is a transcript of the gene eve, whose product is annotated as homeobox protein even-skipped. Gene Ontology annotation, molecular function: RNA polymerase II cis-regulatory region sequence-specific DNA binding; DNA-binding transcription factor activity, RNA polymerase II-specific. NCBI's taxonomy places the organism in Eukaryota, Metazoa, Arthropoda, Insecta, Hemiptera, Aphididae. The record is from RefSeq and is a predicted model, not a curated record. Gene Ontology annotation, biological process: regulation of transcription by RNA polymerase II. Gene Ontology annotation, cellular component: nucleus.